Dioscorea cayenensis subsp. rotundata (Guinea yam) is the source of this 765-nucleotide messenger RNA. RefSeq names its product ferritin-3, chloroplastic-like. Gene Ontology annotation, biological process: iron ion transport; intracellular iron ion homeostasis. Lineage: Eukaryota; Viridiplantae; Streptophyta; Magnoliopsida; Dioscoreales; Dioscoreaceae. The record is from RefSeq and is a predicted model, not a curated record. Gene Ontology annotation, molecular function: ferrous iron binding; ferric iron binding. Gene Ontology annotation, cellular component: cytoplasm.
AUGAGUCCCCUUGCUCGCCAGUGCUACUCCCAUGACUGCGAAGCCGCGGUCAACGAUCAAAUCAAUGUGGAGUACAAUGUUUCAUAUGUCUAUCAUGCCUUGUAUGCAUACUUCGAUCGUGAUAACGUUGCCCUUAAAGGCUUUGCCAAGUUUUUUUCAAAGAAUCGAGUGAGGGAAGAGAGGGAGCAUGCAGAGAAGCUGAUGAAAUACCAGAACAAACGUGGGGGGAGAGUGAAGCUGCAUUCAAUUGUAAGGCCUCCCUCUGAAUUUGACCACCCUGAGAAAGGAGAGGCGCUGCAUGCUAUGGAACUAGCAUUGUCACUUGAGAAACUGACUAAUGAGAAGCUUCUCCAUUUGCAUGGUGUAGCUUGCAAGUGUAACGAUCCUCAAAUGGCAGACUUUGUUGAGAGUGAGUUUCUCGGUGAUCAGGUGGAAGCUAUAAAGAAAAUCUCUGAUUACAUUUCACAACUGAGAAGGGUGGGCAAAGGGCAUGGAGUUUGGCAUUUUGAUCAGAUGCUUCUCCAUGAAGAAGAAGCAGUUGUUGCAUGAGAGUAUAAUAAUAAUAAUAAUAAUAUCAGCUGUACUACUAUAGUUUGUAUGCGUGUUGUACUUUGUAGAUUAAUCUUCUAGAGUACCUCCUACUCAACUUUGUGGACCGUUUCUCAUAAGAACUCGGACAAAGUUAAUUUCUACAAUAAAUUUCAAUCCUGAUAUCGAAUGUGAAUUCUUUGCCAGCAUUCAGAGACAAUGGAAUUAGUUUCUUAA